Molecule: messenger RNA, 1038 nt
Organism: Eubalaena glacialis (North Atlantic right whale)
Lineage: Eukaryota; Metazoa; Chordata; Mammalia; Artiodactyla; Balaenidae
Gene: ITM2A
Product: integral membrane protein 2A
Exons: 6
Coding region: 176-967 (263 amino acids)
Biological process (GO): negative regulation of amyloid precursor protein biosynthetic process
Cellular component (GO): extracellular exosome; plasma membrane; Golgi apparatus
Molecular function (GO): amyloid-beta binding
Source: RefSeq, a predicted model, not a curated record
CCCACCCAGCUUGGGACUGCGUCAUAAGUAUACCCAGACCUGGGCUUGCAGUAGUGUAAAAGCAGACGAGGAGAAAGAAGGUGCAGCUAGGGCUAGCGCGAUCUUCUCCUCUUCCAACCUGCAGCCCAGGACACUGAUUCGAGCAGCGCCUUACCGCGCAGCCCGAAGAUUCACCAUGGUGAAAAUCGCCUUCAACACACCCACAGCGGUGCAAAAAGAGGAGGCGCAGCAAGACGUGGAGGCCCUAGUAAGCCGUACGGUCCGAGCUCAGAUCCUGACCGGCAAGGAACUCCGAGUUGCCGCCAAGGAAAAAGAGGGCUCCUCUGGGAGAUGUAUGCUUACUCUCUUAGGCCUUUCAUUCAUCUUGGCAGGACUUAUUGUUGGUGGAGCCUGCAUUUACAAGUACUUCAUGCCCAAGAGUACCAUCUACCGUGGAGAGAUGUGCUUCUUUGAUUCUGAGGACCCUGCAAAUUCCCUCCAAGGAGGAGAGCCCUACUUCCUGCCUGUGACGGAAGAGGCUGACAUUCGUGAGGAUGACAACAUCGCAAUUAUUGAUGUGCCUGUCCCCAGUUUCUCUGAUAGUGACCCUGCAGCAAUUAUUCACGACUUUGAAAAGGGCAUGACUGCUUACCUGGAUUUGCUGCUGGGGAACUGCUAUCUGAUGCCCCUCAAUACCUCCAUUGUUAUGCCUCCAAAGAACCUAGUGGAGCUCUUUGGCAAACUGGCAAGUGGCAAAUACCUGCCUCACACUUACGUGGUUCGUGAAGACCUGGUUGCUGUGGAGGAGAUUCGUGAUGUUAGUAACCUUGGUAUAUUUAUUUAUCAACUUUGCAACAACCGCAAGUCCUUCCGCCUUCGCAGAAGAGACCUCUUGCUGGGUUUCAACAAACGUGCCAUUGAUAAGUGCUGGAAGAUUAGACACUUCCCCAACGAAUUUAUUGUUGAGACCAAGAUCUGUCAAGAGUAAGAGGCAACAGAAAAUGAGUACACUUAGUAACAGGAAGUCGGAGAUUUAUAAUAUGACUUCAACAUUAAAGU